Ailuropoda melanoleuca (giant panda) is the source of this 522-nucleotide messenger RNA. Its product is annotated as tropomyosin alpha-3 chain-like. Lineage: Eukaryota; Metazoa; Chordata; Mammalia; Carnivora; Ursidae. The transcript has a single exon. The annotation marks the transcript as partial. The record is from RefSeq and is a predicted model, not a curated record.
GCAGACGUGGGAUCGCUCAACCGCCGCAUCCAGCUGGUAGAGGAGGAGCUGGACCGUGCCCAGGAGCGCCUUGCCACUGCCCUGCUGAAGUUGGAGGAGGCGGAGAAAGCUGCAGACGAGAGUGAACGAGGCAUGAAGGUCAUUGAAAACCGAGCCACCAAGGACGAGGAGAAGAUGGAGAUCCAGGAGAUGCAGUUGAAAGAGGCCAAACACAUAGCAGAGGAGGCCGACCGCAAAUACGAGGAGGUGGCCCGCAAGCUCGUCAUUCUGGAGGGAGAGCUGGAGCGCUCGGAAGAAAGGGCAGAGGUGGCUGAAAGCCGAGUCCGGCAACUAGAGGAGGAGCUGCGCACCAUGGACCAAAGCCUUAAAUCACUGAUUGCAUCAGAGGAAGAGUACUCCACAAAAGAGGACAAAUACGAGGAAGAAAUUAAGCUUCUGGGAGACAAACUGAAAGAGGCUGAGACCCGAGCGGAGUUUGCAGAGAGAUCCGUGGCAAAGCUUGAGAAGAGCAUCGAUGACUUA